Molecule: messenger RNA, 930 nt
Organism: Olea europaea var. sylvestris
Lineage: Eukaryota; Viridiplantae; Streptophyta; Magnoliopsida; Lamiales; Oleaceae
Exons: 2
Coding region: 1-930 (309 amino acids)
Source: RefSeq, a predicted model, not a curated record
AUGGCACAAACUUCAGGAUCAAGAGAGACCAACUUGAAGAAAGUGAAUGCCAUAACCAUUAGAUCUGGAAAAGUCAUCGAAACAACCCUUGAACCAGGGAAAAGUGAGAAGGAUCCCAGUAGCAUAGAAGAGAGCACCCCUAGUGAGGAGGUAGUGAAAAAUCCAUCUAGGGUGCCCUUUCCUCAAGCCCUCAAUUCGAUCUUGAAAUCUGCUAGUCAACACAGUGAAAUCCUAGAGCACCUCAAGCAAGUAAAAGUCAAUCUAUCUCUCUUGCACGUGAUUUCCCAGGUCCCCACAGAUGCUAAAAUCUUUAAGGACUUGUGUACUGUAAAAAUGAAGCACCACGUCAAGAAAAUCACCUUCUUGACUGAACAUGUGAGUGCCAUAAUUGAACAAAAAGUCCCACUAAGGAACCAUGAGAUUUCACAAGCUCUCCUUGACUUAGGGGCUAGUGUUAACAUCAUGCCUUACGCCACAUACUCGACGUUAGGUCUAGGUGAGAUCAAACCUACUGCAGUGGUCCUACAAUUGUCUGAUCAGUCCAUUAUUAGACCAAGGGAGGUAGUUGAUGAUGUGUCAGUACAGAUUGACAAAUUUUCCAACCCUAUGGAUUUUUUAAUUUUGGAUGUGAAAGUAGAUGUGAAUGUUAACUCCAAGAUUCCCAUUAUUCUUGGUAAACCUUUUCUCACUACAGCUAACGCUCUUAUCAACAUGACCUUAGAUGACCUUACUAACAAUUGCAGGAAUGGUUUGAUGGAGCUAUCUUUUGGGAACAUAACUUUAGACGUCAACAUCUUUUACAUCAUGAAACAGCCUAAGGAAGAUGAUGAGUGUCAUCAAACAUACAUGAUUGAUGCACUCAUUGAGGAGGAAGCACAUGCGCUUAUUGACCCUGACCAUUUACAUUCUUUCCUUUUAAAUUAUUUAUGA